AUGGCGGCGACGGGCGACGGAUCGGCCCUGGCCGUGGGCCGGGAGGGCGGUGCCAUCGAGGUCUGGGACGCGGAGGCGCAUCGGUGGAACUGCUGCCUGGUGAUACCUGGGAGGGACGAAGCCAGUCUGUCGUCCCUGGUGUGGGUGCGCGACUCAUCGGACGGCUCCUGGCGGUUGUUUUCCUCGGGGCUGGAUGGAAACUUGUGCGAAUGGGACCUCGUGAAUCGGCAGCCCAGCCAUACGAUGGACUCCUACGGGGGGGCCAUCUGGGCUCUGGCUGUGGCGCCUGAGGCCCCAGAUGACGAAGGCGGGGAGAGUCACCUUGCACUCGCCUGUGAUAGCGGUAGCGUUCAGAUCUUCUGCGUGGAGUCUGGGAGUGGUGGUGCCUACCUGAAGCGAACCUGCACUGGCGGCAGCGGGCGGGCGCUGUGCGUGUGCUGGCACCCAGAAGGGCACAGCAUAGUGGCAGGCCACUCGGGUGGCACAGUGCAUGUCUGGGACUGGAAGACAGGGAGGGAGACGCUGUGCCUGAGGUGCGGACCUGGCCCAAGGGGCACCAAGCUCGCUGUGUGGAGCGUUCUUGCAUUGCCUGGCCACACCCUUGUCACCGGCGACAGCUCUGGGCGGGUUGUGUUCUGGGAUGGGAGGUUCGGCACACAGGUCAAGAGCUUUAAGAUCCACGAGGCCGACGUGAUGGCGAUGGCAGGAUCGGCUGACGGGAGGAGUGUGUUCGCCUCGGGCGCCGACGUGCAGAUCGCGUUGUUUCGACAGAUGGACCAGAGACAGGGUGGAUGGACUUUCAUAGAGUCUCGCAGACCCCACAGCCACGAUGUCCGCUCGCUGAUCACCACGGGCGGGGGAGACACAAAGUUCGAGGAGAGGCUCGUGAGCGGAUCACAGGAUGCCAGAGUACUGCAGAUCGCAGUGACGCGUUUCAACAAGGCCAAUCCCACUGCGUUGACUGUGGCACCCGAGGCACCGAUCAUCUGUACAGCGGCCCAGGGCAAGGGUGAUGACCAAGUCAACCUCAUGCUCACGGCGAGCGGGAGGCAACUGGACCUCUGGCGACUCGCGAGGCCCGUGCGGCUGGGCAAGCGCUGGCGCUGCUCGGAGGGCGAUGCCGUCGACGUGGCAGCUGUGCCGGCCCACCUGGCUCGCAUUGAUGCUGCCGGGCCAUGGCACAUUGCCUGCGCAGCCCUCGCCCCUGAUGGGCGCCUUCUGGCCAUCUCGGAUUGCAAGAGGACACGAGUGAUGCAGAUUGAUGGGGAUUGCGGAUGGGAUCAAGGCAUGGGGGAAGGAGGAUCGAAGGUGGUGGUGAAGCGGUGCAGGGUGGAAGGGAAGCUGCCAUCUGCCGACCGGGUGGUGUUUGUGCCAGGCUCAGACCUGGUGGCCAUCGCCACGAGGACCGGCAGCGUCCUGUUGGUUGACCUGGAUGAGGGCGCGGUUGUGGGCACGAUGGCACUACAGGAGGCCCCAAGGCCCAAGAUCAGCAUGCCGCUGGCCUCAAGGACCAUACCGAGAGGUGUGCAGGCUUUCAAGGCAUCACCGAAUGGGCGCUGGAUAGCCGCCGCCAUCGGCCUAAGGGUUCAGUUGUUCAACCUCGACUCCCGUAAGCACCACGGCGUGCUGCCGCCCCUCUCCGACUCUGUCCCCAUCGCCGCCCUCUGUUUCUCGAACUGCUCCAAGCAUUGCAUCGUGGCCAACGCCCGCAACCGAGUGGGGAUUUAUGAUGUCUGUACUUUGACACCCUCGUCGUGGAUGUUGAGUCAUGGGGGAGCACUACCAAAGUGGCUGCUCAACAUGCCGGGGCAGGCUAUGGAUCUUUCAUGCCAUCCAGGCCGUGAGGCCCGUGACGUCGUGCUGCACACGCCCAAGGCCUUUUGCCACAUCGACUUCUCGCGGCCACCAGCCAUCCCCGACGGCCCCCCGCCGCGGGCCCCCGGCCCCGCCGCGCCUGCCGGCUCCCGCGCCGGUGAGAACUGUCGAGUCAUCACGCUGGCCAACCCGUGCCUGCACUGGUCGUUCCUGUCGCCGGACAGCGCAGUGCUGGUGGAGGUGCCCUGGGCUGAUGUCGCACGCGGCUUCCUGCCACCUGUGUAUCGACACAGGUAUGGAGCGUGA
Ostreobium quekettii is the source of this 2121-nucleotide messenger RNA. The record is from the annotation of a GenBank genome assembly. Lineage: Eukaryota; Viridiplantae; Chlorophyta; Ulvophyceae; Bryopsidales; Ostreobiaceae.